Molecule: messenger RNA, 650 nt
Organism: Drosophila obscura
Lineage: Eukaryota; Metazoa; Arthropoda; Insecta; Diptera; Drosophilidae
Gene: Pfdn6
Product: probable prefoldin subunit 6
Exons: 3
Coding region: 150-533 (127 amino acids)
Biological process (GO): chaperone-mediated protein complex assembly; protein folding
Cellular component (GO): prefoldin complex; cytoplasm
Molecular function (GO): protein-folding chaperone binding
Source: RefSeq, a predicted model, not a curated record
UAUAUUUCGGUAUAUUUCUGAGACGUCACGCUGGUUGGUGUGCCUCCUCUGCACAUUUUUUUUGGAGCCUAUAAAAAUUAUCAACAGUCGGAGCCGGCACAACUGUUUUUAAAGAGCCAAAUAUCUCAAUAAACCCUACACACAACACAAUGAAUAUGGACAAGAACAGUGCAGCGUUGUACAAAAAGAUGCAGACCGAGGUUGAGUCAUAUCAAAAUCUUCAGAAGUCCUGCGUAAAGAUGGUCAAACAGCGCGCACUGCUGGAGAGUCAGCUAAAUGAGAACAAGUGCGUUUUGGACGAACUGAAUCUGCUGGGACCAGACAACAAGGUCUACAAACUGUUUGGCCCCGUGCUGGUGAAGCAGGAGCUGGAGGAUUCACGUCAGAAUGUGGGCAAACGCAUUGAGUACAUCUCCAAAGAACUCAAGAGCUCCACCGACACCCUGGAGAACAUGGAAAAGGAUAUGCUGAAACAUCGGGAGGCUGUGGGCAAGUACCAACAGCAAUGGCAGGUGGCGGCGGCAAUGAAGUGAAGGCCCUCAGGAUUACAAUUAAGACCUAAUUUAUAAUUGCUUUGUAGAUGUUUCAGAGCAUGAACAACACCAGCAUCAUCUUGAAAAGAAUAAACUAAAAAGAGCUUGCAUUUCAAA